UGUAGAAUGUACAGGGCAGUAGUUUUUCCUCCUUUUAAGUUGCUUUGCCGGAGAAACAUGAACGGCCGCUAAUUGGCAGCUGCGGACGACAGGCCACCCUGCCCUAUUUUACCCGGCGGACUCAAGAGAAAAUCACACUGGGGUACUAUAUUAGCUCUGAGUCUCUGGAAUAAGGUGGGCAAGUGCCGAAGUCGCACAACCAAGACAAGACAGGAUGAGAGAGAGAGGCCCCGGCAGAGGAGAAAAAUAGAGAGUAAAGAGAGGAGGGGGAAGAAGAAAAAGAGAGGGACGCCAAAGAGAAUCUCUGGGAUAAAUAAAUAAAAAGACUUGUUUGGAGGAAAGGCAAGCUAGAUGAAAAGAUGAAACCGAUAAAAAAGCAGGGCCGACGCUCUCCUCCCUCUACCCGGGCCAAAGGGGGGAAGCGUCGCGGAGUGGGGGAUGCCCCAGAAGGAGGGGAGAAGAGAGACUCGGAUGAGAACAGAGACAGAAGCAGAUCCCCACAAAACCGAACACCCUCCUCUUCGUUUUGUUCACAUUCAGAGUUAUCCCAGACGGAUCCAAUCAGAGCGCAGGGCACUUCAGAGAGGGAGGGUCUUCAAAGAGAAGGGCUGUCAGAAACGACAGUAUCACUUGUGAUGGAUUCUGGGAAGUUUUUGACAUCCUCGGAUGAUAGAUCAGGGAGGUCAGUUGUGAGCGGCAACAGCCACAGUGACGGUGGUAGCAGUUGUAGUAACAGUAGUACACCAAGCGCCAACAACAGCCCAAACCCCGCCUCCAGCCGAAAAACUGCCACCUUCAAGGCCCGCGUUCCCAAGAAGAAGUACACCUCUGAACACUGCUUGUCUGCUACUGGUAACCAUAGCAGUCCUUCCUCCAGCACGCCCCCUCCUCUUCCUCUUAGUGGUGGGGUCAUCAACCACGGGUCAACAGGUUCAGGAAGUGACAUCUGUGUCUCGCACCCUGAUGGCAACAGUCAUAGCCAGAGCCUGAUGGAUGACUUCCACAGCAGAACCACUGGCAGGGAGGGGCCUCAGGGUGGCUCCCCAGGACCCCCUACCCUGACACUUGGAGGGGACAGGGAAAGGCCUGGAGGAGGUGAAGAAGUGAGGGAUGCAGAGCGAGUUUUGCCCAGCCCCUUGCCCCGCUGUUCCUCAACAGACACAGCCAGCGAGCACUCAGCUGACCUCGAGGUAGUCGGUGACUCACACACCCUCACACAGAUGUCAACACAUGCUCCACCCAGUCUCCCUGAUGCUCUGUCUGAUGCCCUUGCCAAAGGGCUGAAGAAUCAGCGUGUCCUUGCCCGCCAGCUCAGGAGAAGAAUAGACGAGGAGGAAGGAGGGGAAAGAAGGGAUGAAGGGGGGAUUUCAGACUUGGUGUUCCGGGCUGGAGUCGUCCGUAAGGUCAGCGGUGAAUAUGGAAGCCUAGAGGUGCAGCUGAAUGGUGAGAAGACGCUGUGCCGUUAUCCGUAUCGACAUGACAGCCCUCCAGGGGUGGUGGACAUUAUUCUAGAUGCCCCGCCGCCUGGUGUCCAUCCAAUAGCUAUUGGCAUCCGUGUAUGUGUGCCAUUUGGCAAUGAGGAGGGCAGCGAGGGCCAGUGGCAGUGGUACAGAGAAGGUGUUGUGACACAGGUGGACACUCAUCCUGCAGUCGCCAACCGCUACCGUGUCCUGCUGUCUGAGGAAAGAACUGACUCUGUGGACCAGGAAGAGGGUGGCAGAGGGACAGCUAGUGGUACCCAGGCAGUGUGGGUGUCCCGACAAACACUUCGGCUCCUGGUGCCACCUUGGGACCUGGAUCUGCCGCCUGGAGGAGGACGAGAUGGAGAAGAUGAGGUUAGAGACCAGGAAAGGGAGCGGGAGGACAGGGAGGAGAUAGAUGUGGAGCAGGAGGUGUGUCGUUUGAGCCGGGGGAUGACACCCAGCGUGGGGUCAGUGUUGGGGAGAGGAAUCCCCUACCCAGGCACAGUCCCUGUUUCCUCCACACCGGGCCACAACAUUACCUCCCCAGUGACCCCGGCAUCAGUCCUGAGCCUGGCUCCAGGCCGAGAGUGGGAAAUUGAGAAAGACUUAGAGAGGGAGAGGGACCUCCAGAGAAAACAGGAAAGAGAGAUGGAAAGAGAGCGAGAAAGAGAGAACAGUACAAUGCAGCAGCACCAACAGCAGCAGCAACACCACCCAUAUAUGCCACUCACCCCUGAAGAAGACAUGGAGGUGUCCCACUUUAACAUGCUCCCAAUAGGGGCAAUCAUACCUGGGGCCAAACCAAUGGCAAUUCCCCAACACCGCCACAUCGUCUCUAAGCCCCCGCCUGGCUACCUCAAUCCCCACUUGUCUGUGGUGCGGGGUAUCGGGAUCCCCCCUGCUCACCUGACCUUGAAUUCCCACCCCCCUCCUUCACCUGUCCUAUUAGGCCUUGACCCAGCGACCGCAGCAGCUGCAGCAGCUGGUGCUAUCAUUACCACCCCUCAGCUCCCUCCUCUCCCUCCCAUCUCAUCUUCCACCCCAUCCUCCAGAGUAGAGAAGGCCUCAGUAGGAGGUUCUUCCAGUGGAGGAGCAGGCGGUGGAUCCGCAUCAGGUUCAACCUCCUCCUCCUCACGUUCCCGCACCCCACUGACAGCUGCCCAGCAAAAGUACAAGAAGGGCGAUGUUGUGUGCACGCCAACUGGCAUCCGUAAGAAGUUCAAUGGGAAGCAGUGGAGGAGGCUGUGCUCCAGGGAGGGCUGCUCUAAAGAGUCACAGCGCCGAGGAUACUGCUCCAGACAUCUUUCAAUGAGGACUAAGGAGAUGGAGGCCACUGGAGGCAGCCGGGAACGGGGUGGAGCCAGCAGCACAGGGACCCUGACGCCGUCUGACCUCAGAAUGAGUGGUGGGAGAGCUAGCUCAGAGUUUGACUGGGAUGAGACGUCACGCGAAAGCAGCGAGGCCAGCAGUCGUGGAGGAGACUCCCGCCCCCGCCUGGUCCUUCCCUCUCUGCUCCCCCAGGACCUCUCUCGUUUCGACUUUGACGAGUGUGAGGCAGCAACCAUGCUAGUCUCCCUUGGGGGCUCCCGCUCAGGUACGCCCUCAUACUCCCCUAUCUCCAACCAGUCGCCCUUCUCCCCCACCCCAUCACCCUCACCGUCGCCGCUCUUUGGCUUCCGGCCUGCCAAUUUCAGCCCCAUUACUGCUCCUGCCUCGCUUACUCCACGCCGCCACCGUCAGCUUAGCGGCACUAAAAUGGGUACACCAGGUGUUGAGCGAGAGCGCCACCUGUCGGGGAUUGUGCCCACUUUUCAGACCAAUCUCACUUUCACAGUCCCCAUGAGCCCCAGCAAGAGGAAGCUGGACACCCAUCCGCCCCCUCCGCUGCCUGCAAUCCAGGACUAUCAGACCAAACCUGAGCAACAGCAGCUGGUGGGCAUAGGGGGAUUGGUGAUGGGAGACCCAACCCUGGGCCACAGCCCUGCCGCCUUCAGAGUCCUCUCCCCCCAGAGUCAGCCAACAACCCCUUCCUCACUUUCCUUCCCCCGGCCUCGUAGCGCCACCAGCAGGCCACCAUCCUCUGCUGCCUCCACGCCUCCACCUAUGCUUGUCUCUCCCACUCCUCCCUCGCCGCUUCCCCAGGAACCCUCCCCACGCCGCAUUGUGCCCCUCCGUGAUUCCCCAGUCAUUGUCCGCAACCCAGAUGUCCCCCUGGCCAAGUUCUCUGAUGGCCCGUUAGGGAGGAGAGAGAGGAGCAGGUCCAGAGAGCACAGCCAGCCCCAACACACAGGUCCCCCAGGCCUGCAGGUCCCCGUCCCCAUCAACGGGGCCACCACCAACGGGGCAGUUCUCCUGCGCAACCCCACAUCCACACUUGUCCUGGUUACCUCCAGCUCGUCUCUGACUCCAGCCACAGUGGGACACGCUGCUCUGUCUAGCCCCUCUAUGAUGCCCACUUCAUCGGGCACCAUCCUGUCCUCUUCUGGCUCUGGAGGCAGGGAGCGGGAGAGGAAACCUGAGGGACACCAGGAUGCUUCUGAAUGGGGGCUUCCCCAGCCGGUAGCAUGCCACCCCACGCCGACUGCCCUGCUGCCGCUCAUACUGCCAGCUGAGUCGCCUCACCCUGCUCCACGCAAGCAAAUCAUCAUGGGACGGCCAGGGACUGUUUGGACCAACGUGGAGCCUCGGUCGGUGCCAGUAUUCCCUUGGCAUUCGCUCGUCCCUUUCCUGGAGCCCAGCCAAUCAGGAGCGGCUGCUCAACCUGCUGAUGGCCAACAGCUUGUCAAUCAGAGCAAAGAGCCUCGUUGCGGUGUGGCCCUGGUGAGCGACGGGCGGACCGGCCCUCCAGACCUAGAGAGGGGAUCGACGUCAUGUCCUCCCCCGAGCAAUGACAAUCCUCCUACAGGGAGGGGCGGGGCUGACAGCGAGACAGAGAGCGAUACAGAUGACCCCUUCUCCCCGGGUGUGGCCAACGAUGCGGCGCCCUCCACUGGCCCCAUGAAGAGACGCACACAGUCCCUCAGCGCCCUGCCCAAGGAGCUAGACAGGAAGAGGGAGAAGGACCACAUCCGCCGACCCAUGAAUGCAUUCAUGAUCUUCAGUAAACGCCACCGGGCCCUGGUGCACCAGCGACAUCCCAACCAAGACAAUCGGACAGUCAGCAAGAUCCUGGGAGAGUGGUGGUAUGCCCUGGGGUCCAUCGAGAAGCAGCAGUACCACGAUCUGGCCUUCCAGGUGAAAGAGGCCCACUUCAGAGCCCACCCAGACUGGAAGUGGUGCAACAAGGACCGCAGGAAGUCUCUGUCAGAGGGCCGUGGGAUGUCAAAGGAGCCACGGGAGAGGAGCAUGUCAGAGAGCAUAGAUAACAAUCCGGAGACUCAGCUGCUGGAGGGGAAGGGAGGAGGCUCGGGCUGGCCAGGGGGAUCGGAUCGUCGAGGGGGGGUGUUUGUGGGGCAGAACCUCCGUCCCAGAGCCUUUUCCCAGAGUGCCGUGCACACCCUGGAGCAGAAGGAGAGAGAGAGAGACCUGGAGAAGCAGGACGGGGCGAGUUCAUUUCGCCACCGGCCCCUGCCUCAGUCCCUGUACCACGGCGCGGUUAGCGAGGACGUGACCAGCGACGAAGAGCGCAUGGUCAUCUGUGAGGAAGAGGGGGACGAUGAUGUCAUGGAUGAUUCCUGUCCUGAAGGCUCAAUUGAUCUCAAGUGUAAAGAGAGAGUGACGGACAGCGACGAGGACGAACCAGACGGACAGCAUGGCUUCCAGCCAGCGGCUCGCUCCUCUCUCCCUUCUUCCUCUCCCUCCAACCUUCUCUCAGACUCCACCUCAGCUAAAGGGAAUGGAGGAGAAGGAGUAGGUGGUGAAGAGGGGUCUGAGAGGAAGAGAAAGAGAGAUACAGACGGAGGAGAGGAGGGAAGCGAGGGAAGGUCCAAGAGAGAAGAAACAGCAUCAGGUGGAGGAGAAGGAUCGAUAUCCAACACCCAGGCUCCCCUCGCUUUGACCCAGGUCCUUGGCGCCGUCCGCAUUGCUCCCACCAUGGUGACCAAUGUGGUACGACCCAUUGCCAGCACGCCCAUCCCAAUCGCCAGCAAGCCAGUGGAAGGAGCCGUCACCAUCAGCUCCCUGCCUCAGGACAAGAAAGCCACUCUCCUGAUUGGAGGAGAUGGACCUCAGCAGCUGCCAAUCACCACAGGGGGUGGGUACCUGUCCUCCCCCUCUUCCCCCAGUCCGGUCAGUGUAACUCCUGUGGGGGGCAGCGGCCUGGUCACUAGUCUAGUUCUGGGAGGGUCCUUUCCCACUGUCCAACCAGUGCACACACAAUCCCCCCUAUCUGUCCUCCAGGCCCAGCUCCACCCCUCUGCCGCCACCUCCUCUCUCACACCUCCCACUGGCCCCAAGCCACUAGCGCAGGUCCAGUACAUCCUGCCUACCGAGAGUCCCUCCUCCCCUCAACUCACCCACCAGCAAAUCCUUUCUGUGCCCACCAAUGCCGCCCUGGCCAAUGGUGUGCACUCAGGGGCGGGAAUCAGAGUUGCAUCAGUCAGCCCCGGAUCCAGAGUCCAAACCCAGUCGCCCGUCUUGCAGAGCAAGAUGUUGGUUCCCAUGGCAACAGCGAGAACAGGGUCUACUCCUCCUCAUCCCUCCAUUUCCCUCGUCGCUCCGCCUCUUCCUAUGCAGAACGGCGGCGCGACAGGAAACAAGAUCAUCCAGAUCGCUCCCAUGCCUAUGGUCCAGACAAACGUUCACCCUAGCGGCGCAGCAGCAGUACAUCCUGGGAGCCCUUUUCCUGUUUCCGUGGCGACGGUGAUGGCUCCUGGUGCAGCGCCCCCACAGACGGUUCUUCUGACCUCUCCACCCACCAGGAUCACCUAUGUCCAGUCUGGCCAAGGAGUUACCAUGGCAAUGCCCCAACAGGCCACACCCGCUUCAGGCCCUGCAUAUCUCCCAUCCUCCCUGUCGAGCCUGGGCUUCACCGCCAUCGCUGCGGCCGGCCGAACCCUGGUUCAGCCGAUCGUUGGUCAACAUCCACCGUUAUCUCCAGCCCCGCCCCUGAGCUGUCAAUCACAGACCCCUCCAGGGCACGCCUCAGGAGCUGCUGGUCGUCAGGUACUAACUGCCUUCUACCCUGCACCAACCGUUGCUCUGCCCACUGGCGUGGUCUCUGCUACAACUGUACCGCCUGCAGUGGCCGCCCCGGCCCAGGACGUGAUGAGCCCUUCCUCCCCGUUGGCGACGGGGGUGCAGGGUUCAGCGGCGGCGACCCUUCAGCCUUACGUCGCAGAGGAGGUGGAGCUCAAGGUGGAGGUGAAGAGGGAGAACCUGCUGGAUGAUCCAACUGAGGAUGGAAAACAGGGGCUGUCGAGCUCGGCUGCCUGCUCCUCAUUUCCCAUUAAUGUCACAGCAGUUAAGAAAGAGGAAGACAUCGGUCUGUCCAUUAAAGAGGAAAACCUCCGAGAUGGACACAGCCGAGAGAAACGAAGCGACAUGUACAGAGAGCAAGAGAGAGGGAUGAAGGAGAACAGUGAAAAAAAGGGAGACCGCAGCAAAGAGGCUGGACCUCGCACCCCUCCUCCACCACCCCCAGGUUUGGACCCCCCUCCCCCUCCCCCUGCGGAAAGAGAUCCCCCCUCUUCCUCAAAGAAGACCAAGUUCAGACCCCCACCGCUCAAAAAGACACCUGACUCUCUCGAAAAGGUCUUGUCGGAGACGUACUUCGAGGAGCGUUUUGCUGAGCUUCCAGAGUUUAACCCAGAGGAGGUCCUUCCUUCGCCCACUCUGCAGAGUCUGGCCACCUCACCGAGAGCCAUCCUGGGAAGCUACCGCAGGAAGAGACGUAACUCCACCGAUCUGGAGCUGACCGCAGAAGACCCCAGCUCCCCGAAGAGGAAGACCCGACGUCUCUCCAGCUGCAGCUCGGAGCCCAACACACCCAAGAGCGCCGCCAAGUGUGAGGGAGAAAUCUUCACCUUCGACAGAGCAGGUACAGAAGGAGAGGAUCUUCUUGGAGAUUUAGACCGGGUACCCUACUCGUCUCUGCGUAGAACUCUGGAUCAGCGCCGGGCCCUGGUCAUGCAGCUGUUUCAGGAACAUGGAUUCUUUCCCUCAGCUCAGGCCACAGCUGCCUUCCAGGCACGCUACUCGGACACCUUCCCCACCAAGGUGUGUCUGCAGCUGAAGAUCCGCGAAGUUCGUCAGAAGAUCAUGCAGACGGCCACGCCUGGAACCCUCGAGCUUGGAGUGUUAGGAGGGUUAGCUGAAGUCAACCCUGCUCCGACCCACAGCUCCUCUUACAAUCAAUCAGCCCGGGAGGACGGAGGGGCAGAGCAGCAAGGAGACAAAGGCCGUGGCCCCGAGGAGCCGAAAAGCGAAGGAUCAUAAGCUGACGAGGAUAACAAAGUGGAAAAAUCAAGGAAAAGAAGAAAGAGAGAGAGGAGUGUGUCAUCCCCGCAGAAUGUUCUUGUAUGUGUUGAACCAGUACUGUGAAUGGCUCCAGCGGGAUCCGUUUCUUCUGGCACUAAUCUCCACCAGACCUGGGCACAAAUACAUUUUAAUGUGGUCACAAAUAUUCAAACUACUCAAGGUGCGCUUCUUUCGUCUAAUCAGACUUUCAUUUUUAAAAAAGCCUCAAAAGUAGACGAAUCACUUGCAAAUCCUAACGAGUCAAGCGCUUCUUGUAGUAUUGUUUUCGCUUUUUUCCCCAAGUAUCCAGAAUAUUUUCAGUUAACACUUUGCCCGGGUCUGCUCUCAGCACAUUUGUACAGUAGUUUGUAGUUUGACACACAAACUCUCUGGCACACACACAAACUGGUGCAUAUGUAAUCUUCAGCAUGCACAUGAUCCCACAUAAACACACAUGCACACACACCCUUACCAAAUCAGACUGUUACUCUUGGUUGGCAGUCCCCAGGAGCAGCCACCAAGGACCAUGACACACAAAGGCACUUUGUCACUUAUUGUGCAGAUGCAGUUUGCUGUUGCCAGCCAGCCAGCCCUCAGAUGCCAUUGACUUGACCUCCUUCUCGCCCUUCCACUCCUCAGCACAGUGGUCGGGACGCAAACACAACCCCAACGACCUCCACUGAUAUUCCACAGCCCCUCGAUGCUGCAAGACAGACAGCACACACACACACACACAUAUACAGUACACACACACACAAACACACGCAGUGCAUGGACACAUCUGUGCAGUGUGAGCACUCGUACACAAACAUAGUCAACCCUGGUCUGACCAAGCCAUUGGCCUGCACAGUUUUUAGUGAUUGUAGUGAGAAGAGAAACUGAAAGCAUGAAAUCUAUUCGCUCCUGAAAAAACAAAAAGAAGGCAGGAGUUGGGAUGUAGUGUGACCAAUCUUUGCACCUUCAGUUAUUGCCAUUAUGAAAGACAGAGUCCUCAUUGGCGGGAGCUGAUUAUAUAUAUAUACAUAUAUAUAUAUGUCUGUAUGUCUGUUGGGGUCCCCUCCCCACAGCCUGUGUGAACAGGCACCGUAAAGAGAUUAUGUAAAGAGACUAUUGGUUGUGAGGCUUUGAAGAAUCAACGUUAAGUUCGACGCUGACCGGCUCCCGACAGAGCGCAGAGACAAGGCAGAAGAAGAACCUGGACGAUGCUCAUUAGAUGGAAGAUUCAUAUUCCAACUAUAGGAAGACAGAUAAUAAUAGUGAAUAAGGACUACAACAUGACAAGCUUACCAACAGAGAGAAAAAGUAGAAUUUUAACCAAACUUCUCUGAAUCUCCCAGUGGAUAUAAUGUUGCUUUCUCUCGUUAUCGUUGCCGUGGAAAUAACCAGUUUUACCGUGGCCUGUUUUUCUCUUGUGGCUCUAUUGUGUUUCUUCUCCAGCAUAAAAAAAAUCACAAAAAAAAAAAAACUCUGGACAAAGAAGGGGACAAAUCAGUCUGUGACCCCCACUUUUAAUUGUACCUGGGGCGAUUCUCUCCCCCCUUCUCCCCCAUUCCCUCCUCUUCGAUUUCUCAGCAGACACAGAAGUGGGGGAGCAGGGGCGUUUGUCGUUUUGUAAAAACGUUGAAAUCAGGUGUUUGCACAAUUUGUGUGGCCCUUCUCGCCGCAAGUAAAAUCAGGAAAGUAUUGUUUUUAGAGAUUGUUUUAGUAGAAAAAAUAAUAACCUUGUUCCGUAUGUUAUCAACCACCUUAUUCCUCCCCUUGUCCUCCCUGCUUUUCCCCUUAUUUCAACUCAUUUCUCCUCUCCUCCCUUCUUUACCUCCCUCGACCCCUCAAGUGUUGUUAGAAAGUGCCCUUAAGCACUGGUCCCGGGUCAAGCGCUAUGUAGCUCAGGAUGGUUCUGGUUAGGGUUAGUUCAGGGAAAGCAGAUCCUAGACCAGCCCUGGAGGGCAGUCUCUGGAGCCCUCCCCUCUUCCCUCUCUUCUCGACACUUUAUCCUUUCCCGUCAAAUGGUGCAAUAGGACAUUUAUUUUUUUGGAAAUGGGUGGGUUAUUUUGUUUUCGGGGGAUGGCUCUGUGCCACAGAUAUUAAAUCCAGUGCAGUCAGUCAGUGAGAGGAAUGAGCUGUUGUGAUACUGUCUUUAACUAUGGUAUAAAACAAAACAAAAAAGAAUCACACAAUUAUUGUUAUUGUCGAAGAGAUAGAGAGUAUAACUUACUAAAAGUCAAAGACAAUUUUUGAAUAGCACUUUUUGGCUCUUUGCUUCUUUGGUGAAGAGUGGGGUUAGUUAUUGUUAUGGGUAUCUCUCUUUUUUCUCUGUAUACAGUUGGAUGUGUGAAAAAAUAUAUAUACUGGUAUUUCCAUAUAUGUGCAUUUAGGUCUGUGUUUGGGUGUGUGUGUGUAUGUUUUGGCACAUGUGGGUAGUGUGUUAACACAACCAACCUCUUGUUCUUUCUCCACACGGCAACAUCAUUAAUAGUAUAUUUUUCAUUGUAUUCUACAUUCUAUAUUCUACUCUAGAGACAGUAUUUUUAUAGUCACCAUGACUAUUUUGUCUGCCAUCUUGACUGUUAUCAAACCCAGUUGAUUCAGGAUAUAUAUAAAAUAUAUAUUCAGGAUAUAAAAUAUAUAAAUAUAUAUGAAUACACACAGGUAAUAGAGGACUAUCAAUUCACAUCUCUUUGGGGGUUAGGGCUGUAAAGUGUCCAUCUGUAUGCAUGUGCAAUCCCAUGCACGCAUGCACACACCCACACAGACAUUUGUGCAUACACACACAUGUAUGUGUGUACACUGUAUGAUUGUGCUUAAAAAUAAACUGUCCUUACUUUGGAGAAGGAAUUUUAGGAUGAGCGAGGUGAGUGUUAUCUCAUAAGCAGGCAUGUUGACCAUGUGCAAUAUUUCUAAACAACAACAAAAAAACCUAAAUAUUGAAAAUAUUAAAGAUCUAACACAAU
Messenger RNA from Cottoperca gobio, 10810 nucleotides. RefSeq names its product capicua transcriptional repressor a (gene cica). Gene Ontology annotation, biological process: regulation of transcription by RNA polymerase II. Gene Ontology annotation, cellular component: nucleus. Gene Ontology annotation, molecular function: RNA polymerase II transcription regulatory region sequence-specific DNA binding; DNA-binding transcription factor activity, RNA polymerase II-specific. Bases 360 to 7838 code for a protein of 2492 amino acids. The record is from RefSeq and is a predicted model, not a curated record. The transcript is spliced from 22 exons. Lineage: Eukaryota; Metazoa; Chordata; Actinopteri; Perciformes; Bovichtidae.